CGGCAUUGCCAGAAGAGACCGCGUAGUGUUUCCAAAAUUAUUUUAUGGUCUUUUUCUAUUUAUAAAAUAUAAAAUUUCUUCUGUUGUUCUAUUUCCUUUAUCUUCAAUUCAAUGUUCAGACCUUGCCAUUCUCUUAUUAGGGGUUUUGGAGCAAGAAUAUCUUGAGUAUAUAAUCGAUUUUCUCAUCUGGGUUUCUCCCGUUAGUCUUGAAUUUUGUAGAACUCAGGUUCGUUCCUGAGCUUCUAGGCGAUUGCUUGUUCGAUUUUUGGUUCAAUUGGAUGCCCUAAGCUGUGGCAAUGGAGGAACCGAAGGAAGUGGUGGACCAACUCGUUGAAAUCGUGAAGAUGGUUUCUGGGUUUCCCGAGUGUCGAAACACAUCCAAGAAGAUGUACUGCAAUCUUGUGAGGAGGGUGAAGCUGUUGAGCCCUCUUUUUGAGGAAUUGAAAGACAGAGAGGUGCCUCUGGGCAUGGAAGAGGUUCGAGCUCUGGCAGUGUUGAAGGUCGCCUUGGAGUCGGCAAAGGAGCUUCUUCGAUCGAUUAACGAGGGAAGCAACCUCUAUCAGGCUUUGUACAGAGAUAGAAUCAGAGCUAAGUUCCACAAGGUAACAGAACAAAUUGAGAAGGCACUGAGUCAGAUUUCCUAUGAUAAACUUGAUUUGUCAGAGGAAGUUCAAGAGCAGAUUGAACUCGUGCAUGCUCAAUUCAAAAGGGCAAAGGGAAGAAUGGAUUCGCCGGAUUUCCAACUAUACUUGGAUUUGGCUACAGCACAGAAACUAAAAGACCCUGAUCCAAUCGUUCUAAAAAGACUUUCAGAAAAGCUGCAGCUCAAGACCGUUAAUGAUAUAAAGAAAGAAUCAAUUGCUCUGCACGAAAUGGUUAUCUUCGCCGAUGGAGAUCCAGGAGAAGGCCUUGAGGAUAUGUCAGCUUUGCUCAGAAAACUUAAGGACUGCAUACUCACAGGAUGUUCUGAAGGAGAAACAUCUGAGAAUGACAAGAGCUCUGUUAAGCACAGGUCUCCUGUCAUUCCAGAUGAUUUCCGGUGCCCAAUUUCUCUCGAACUGAUGAAAGAUCCGGUCAUUGUCGCCACUGGGCAGACUUAUGAACGUUCCUGCAUUCAGAAAUGGCUGGAUGCUGGGCACAAGACUUGUCCCAAGACACAGCAGACUCUAUUGCACACAGCCCUAACACCAAACUAUGUGUUGAAGAGCCUCAUUGCUCAGUGGUGCGAGAGCAAUGGUGUAGAACUGCCAAAGAAACAAGGGAGUUGUAGAAACAAGAAGUGUGGAAGCUCUGCAUCAGAUUGUGAUAGAGCAGCCAUCAAUGCAUUACUACAAAAGUUAUCAAACGGGUCACCUGAUGAGCUGAGGGCAGCUGCUGGUGAGCUCCGAUUGCUAGCAAAGAGGAAUGCAGAUAACCGAAUAUGUAUUGCAGAGGCAGGAGUUAUCCCACUGCUUGUAGAAUUACUAUCCUCACCUGAUCCAAGGACGCAAGAGCAUGCUGUCACAGCACUUCUCAAUCUGUCAAUAAAUGAGACCAAUAAAGGUAUUAUUGUUAACGCAGGAGCCAUACCUGAUAUAGUGGAUGUGCUCAGAAAAGGCAGCAUGGAAGCAAGGGAAAAUGCAGCUGCCACCCUUUUCAGUUUGUCUGUCAUAGAUGAGAACAAGGUGGCAAUAGGGGCGGCAGGGGCUAUCCCUGCUCUUAUUGAUCUGCUUUGUGAAGGAAGUCCAAGAGGAAAGAAAGAUGCUGCCACUGCAAUUUUUAACCUAUCAAUUUAUCAGGGAAACAAGGUGAGGGCCGUGAGGGCUGGGAUUGUGGUGCCACUGAUGAAGUUGCUUACAGAUGCUGGUGGAGGGAUGGUGGAUGAGGCACUUGCAAUACUGGCAAUUCUUGCAUGCCACCAAGAAGGCAAGGUAGCAAUUGGUCAGGCUAACGCCAUCCCAGUUCUAGUUGAGGUGAUGAGGUCUGGGUCGCCACGCAACCGGGAGAAUGCUGCUGCUGUUUUGUGGUCACUCUGUACAUGUGAUAUGCAGCAUCUGCAAAUUGCAAGAGAUCAUGGGGCAGAAGAGGCAUUGAAGGAAUUGUCAGAGAAUGGUACAGACCGAGCAAAGAGAAAAGCAGGAAAUCUUCUAGAACUCAUUCGUCGAGCAGUUGAUGUGGGUGGAGACCAUGAAAUCUGAAUCAUCUACUGCAAGAGAUGUCUUCUGCUGCUGUUAGAACCAAUGUAUUUAUGGGUUCUUAAACAGGAAUCCAGUCUCUGUGUAUGCAUCUGUUUUGUGUAUAUGAGGUAAAUUAAAAGAUUGAGUUGUUAAUUUAAUAGAUACUAAGUGAUUCAAAUGUUUAGAAUGAGUGUCUUGUUUCCAGGAAUGUAGAUACAUGCAUUGUUACUGAAGAUCAAGGAAGCAUUGUGAGUGAUGUUUCGAAGUAAAGAUACUUCCCGGUGCCAGAGCAAUAUUAAGAAUAUUAGCAUUUCUCAGCACAUUGCAAUUUGCAAGGA
Nelumbo nucifera (sacred lotus) is the source of this 2494-nucleotide messenger RNA. Its product is annotated as U-box domain-containing protein 14-like. Gene Ontology annotation, biological process: protein ubiquitination; cell surface receptor signaling pathway. NCBI's taxonomy places the organism in Eukaryota, Viridiplantae, Streptophyta, Magnoliopsida, Proteales, Nelumbonaceae. Gene Ontology annotation, molecular function: ubiquitin-protein transferase activity; protein binding. The record is from RefSeq and is a predicted model, not a curated record.